This is a messenger RNA of Alligator sinensis (Chinese alligator), 2896 nucleotides long. RefSeq names its product mitochondrial transcription termination factor 3 (gene MTERF3). Lineage: Eukaryota; Metazoa; Chordata; Crocodylia; Alligatoridae. Gene Ontology annotation, cellular component: mitochondrion. The record is from RefSeq and is a predicted model, not a curated record. Gene Ontology annotation, molecular function: double-stranded DNA binding. The transcript has 7 exons. Gene Ontology annotation, biological process: mitochondrial ribosome assembly; regulation of DNA-templated transcription. Bases 1 to 1062 code for a protein of 353 amino acids.
AUGAAACAAGCUUGUGGGAAGGGCUUGUGUCUGAAGGUUAAGACUGUUUUGGUUAUAUUGAACAUGAGUUUACUGCUAGAAAUUAGUGAGAAGAUGUUAGAGAGGCUGAACUUUGGACUAUUAAAACCAAAGAAAGAAACAGAUUGGGACAAUGUAUUGCCUUUAUCUGCUUUGGAGGAGAUUUCCAAGGAAGAAGCUGUGCAGACCGUGGCCAAGCCACUUUUUCCCUUUGAGUCCUUCACACUUCGAGAUUAUGUUGAUCAUUCAGAAACUCUGACCAAAUUAGUGCAUCUGGGAGUUGAUUUGUCCAAAGUGGAAAAGCUCCGGAAUGCAGGCCAACUCCUAGUGAGGCUGGAUUUUGAAAAUGACAUUAAAAAGAUCCUAUUAUUUCUUAAGGAUGUGGGUGUGGAAGACAAUCAGCUGGGGCCCUUCCUAACAAAAAACCCUUACAUUUUCACUGAAGACACAGAAGCUCUAGAGACAAGAGUGGCUUACUUAAAAUCAAAAAAAUUUGAUAAGGAAUUAAUUGCACGAAUGGUCUCGAGAGCUCCGUUUUUGCUGAUGUUUUCUGUGGAAAGAUUAGAUAACAGAUUGGGUUUCUUCCAAAAAGAACUUGGAUUAAGUGUACAGAAAACCAGGGAUCUAGUAAGUCGUCUUCCAAGGCUACUGACUGGAAGUUUGGAGCCGGUAAAAGAAAACCUAGCGGUGUGUCGGAUUGAACUAGGUUUUCGACCUAAUGAAAUUCAACAUAUCGCCUUUAAAAUACCCAAGAUUUUAACUGCAAACAAAAAGAAAUUAACGGAAACAUUUGACUAUGUCCAUAAUGUGAUGGGCAUUCCCCAUCACAUCCUUACCAACUUCCCUCAGGUUUUCAAUUCAAGUCUCUUAAAAGUCAAAGAGAGGCACAUGUUUCUUACAUUCUUGGGAAGAGCCCAGUAUGACCCAAGACAGCCCAGCUACAUCUCUCUAGAUAAACUAGUAUCUGUGCCCAAUGAGGUGUUUUGUACAGAGAUUGCCAAAGCCUCAGUACAGGAUUUCAUGAAAUUCUUAAAAACACUUUAAUUAGUAACACAUGUAAAAAUGACUAGAAUCAUGUUGUAAAAUAAAUUUGUUUUGGAAAAAAAAAUUGCUCCCUUUUUCAGUCUCUUGGCUGUUCACUUACUGUUUUAAAAGUUAUUGCUUAUCAAAUAACUACAGUGCAUAAGAAAAAAGACUUAACUCCAGACUGAAGUGGAAACGGGCUUAAGCGCAUUCAGUAAGUUAUUGAUGUAAAUCUUGUAAUGAAAUCAUAACGUAUCUAUGAUGGAUGAAGCAGUCAACUGAGAACAUAGAAACUUAUAAAGCAGCAGUUACCAUGGUGUUAUUCAUGGACUGCACCAUACUGUUGUUCAUGGGUGCCCCGGGCACCUCCAACCUUGUCAAUUUGAAGUUUGAUGAGAAAGCAUAGUCACAUACAAGAAAUGUUGAGGACUGAUAGGCCAGAAAGGUGGGAAUCAUUUUGUAAAGCAUGAUAAAAUGGAGUCUCUUCUAUUCCUCUUUCCUCACAACAACAUAUUUCAAUAGACUGUGAGAUGAAAAACUUGAUUUGUCUGGAAAAACACAGCUGUACCUUUUGGAACAAGACUGAAAACUCAGACUGCAAGAUCUGGAGAACCAAUCAGUGAACAGACAUGACUCCCACUAAAGGGUUUUUCAACAUCUUAUAAAAUCAGCUGACCAGAUACAAAAUGCUGUUAGGUGCACAAAGUUAAUUGAAAAGAAGAGUAGCAUAUUUUCCUAAUCUUCAAUUAUAGUGAUGUUGGAUAUUAUAAUACCAAUAGGCAAAAUUCAGAUAGUCAGUUAAAUUGACUGCACUCAGUUAACUCAGAAUUAGGAACACUUCAUUAUCUGCUACAAAGACAAGUUGAAUGAAGGGUAUUAAGGCUGAAGAGUAUGAAGUCUCUUAUCCCCACUUACGUUCUAUCCCUCUUCUGUUCCAUCUCCACCACCCUCUCUUCCCCAAAAAUGUGAAAAUAAAGUUGGAAAAGCAAGCACUUCUAGUCACAUGUAAUGGAAUAACACUGAAGAAAUUUGUCAGAGGAAUGUAAAUUGUAGUGGUCUGUCUGUAGACUAUUAACGUGAUAUUUGUGAAAUUCAUCUUGAAUAAAAAUUAUUUUUAAAUGAGACAGACAGAAGGUACGGCAGAGUGCCAUCUUACAAAGACAGUGUUAAUGAAAUAGGAGGUCAUCGUAAACAUAAAUAUUUCCAUGCUGUCUUGACUGUUGGUGUGCUCUUACAUGGCCAUCAGUUGAUAACAAAUAUUUCUACCUGAUAAUGGUGAAAAGGCACUGGCCAGGAGGGAUCCCCCACCUCCCACUAGAAACACCCAUCUUCCUUCCAUCCCCUUUGGCCACAUGGCAGAAAGAAUAUGAAAUAUUUUGUUGAAUUGGACUGUCUGACAGAAGGACCUAACACAGUAUAGCCAACAAGCUUUCUGGGCUACUUAUACUCUUCUAAAUGGCUUUGUGUGGGGGGGGGUGUUGCCCCUCUUGUUAACUGUUAUAUACAAAGCAUCAGUCUUGACCAGUGUUAAUGCAGUACAACUCAGGUUAAGGGGCUUAUACUGGGCUUUAACCCUAUAAAGCAAAGAAAUUUGAAAUUAGGAUUUAUAAAUUUAGGAUGGCCAACAAAAUCUAAGAUGUUGUAUCUGAUUAACACUGAUGCUUUUUAUGGGUUCUACGCUUAAGCAAAGAGUGCAGUUUCUUGGUUUUCUGGAUUUAAAGCCCUGUCCUUUGAUAAUUUUAACUAUUGUCAUUGUGAGACUUGUUUCUAUGUUUGUUUACAUUGUGUAUAUAUGCUAGUCCAGUCAUUUUAAGUUUAAAGGUUGUCUUGUUACAUUGAUUAAAAACAUUUUAUU